AUGUAUGUAGACGAUCUGCUUAGUGGGGGACAAACAGUAGACGAAGCCAAGGAAAGAAAAAGGAAAUCAAUCGAUGUAUUCAACGACGCCAAUUUCAAUUUGCAUAAGUGGAACUCAAAUGCCCAUGAGCUUGAAGCAGAUGAAGAAGAAAAGGAUGAUGAAGAAGAAACUUUAGCAAAACAACAACUGGGAACAAAAUCUGGAGAAUCUAAAGUGCUGGGACUGUUAUGGAAACAGAAAAGUGACGAGAUUUCCAUAGUGAUCCCAUCAGAGAAAUCGGCAAAAACGAAAGGAGAAGUACUGAUUGCUGGUAAAAGUCGUCUGGCAAAAGAGGACCUAACUGUUCCACGGCUAGAACUUGUGUCAGCCCACAUGGCAGCAAACCUUCUUGUGAAUGUGCGAAACGCUUUGGAUCAUUUGUCGCGGCCGCAAAGUUUUGCAUGGCUAGACAGCACUGUCGCCUUGCAUUGGAUACUUGGACGGGGCCAGUAUAAGCAGUUUGUCUCAAACCGUGUCCGUAAGAUACACCAACAUCCUGAAAUAAAAUGGCGAUAUGUGCCCACAUCCGAAAAUCCUGCAGAUUUGGCCAGCAGGGGUGGAAAAUUAAAUCAGACGUGGCUCUACGGUCUAGAAUGGUUAUCUGAUAUGAGCAGAUGGCCAAGUAAUAUAACCACAACUCCAACUACUGCAACAGAAGCAGAAGCGACAGUCUCCCAAAAAAGUAUUGCAAUGACAACAAAACAGUACAGUGGUGAUGUUCUGGAACAGUUAUUAAGAAAAUGCUCAUUUAAACGAGCUCUAAGAGUGUCGUCAUGGCUCUUCAGGUUCGUAAACAAUUGUACACAAGGGGAAAAGAGAACAGGACCAUUAUCCUUUACCGAGAUUGAAGAGGCUAAGAUGAAAUUUGUCAAACAAGCCCAAAAGCAAGGUCAAUUACAACCAAAGUACGAGCAGCAAUGCAAAGAACUUAAUCUUACGCGCAAUACAGAAGGGAUUUUACAAUGUCGUGGCCGAAUUGUGAGUCAGUAUCCUAUCUACCUUCCCACAGAUUCCUUGCUAGCUCAAAGAGUAGUGGAAAAGUUGCAUCGUGAAACGUUACAUGGAGGUGUUGGAUUGACAAUGGCUGCUGUAAGAGAGACGUAUUGGAUACCAAAGUUAAUUAGCCUUGUAAAGAAAGUUAGAAAGGAGUGUCUUGGUUGUAAAAGAUAUCGAGCGACAUCAGUUCCCACAUCCCCUCCCAGAAAGUUACCCGAGGACCGGACUUGUGGCGAAACAGCGUUCGAGGUAAUUGGCGUAGAUUUCGCGGGACCGAUACGUUACAAAGGGAAGUCAAGCAAGGAUUGCAAAGCGUAUCUGUCGCUGUUUUCAUGUAGUCUAACUCGAACAGUGUACUUGGACAUGAUGCCGGACCUAUCUGCUUCCACGUUCAUACCAAUGCAAAUCAAUAGAAGACCGCUCAGUUAUGUUGAAAGCGAUGUUCAACUGCCGGUGUUGACACCCGAGCUCUUUUUAUUCCAGAGAUCCAAUCAUCUGCCAGAACAGAAAUUAUGGGUCGAAAGUGAUCCGGACUCACGUAAGAGGGCAAGAUACUUGAAAUCUUGCAAACAAGCCUUGUGGAAAAGAUGGUCGAAAGAAUACCUCACUGCACUGCGAGAACAACAUAACAUGAGUCAUUGGACUAAAAAGUUCAUUGUAAACGUAGGAGACGUCGUUCUUAUCAAAUCCAAUGAAAAGAAUAGAGGGAAAUGGCCUCUUGGGAUCGUUAUAGAGACAUAUCCAGGAAGAGAUGGAGUGAUACGUGGGGUAAUGUUGAAAACGCCAAACGGAAACCUAGAACGACCAGUUCAAUUGCUUUACCCAAUGGAAUUAGCUUGUGAUCGACAGAGCCAUGAUGAGAGACCUGAUCUUAAUCCAGACACUGAACCAUUCAAGCCAAAGCGUAAGGCAGCUGAAAAUGCAGCGGGGAUCAUCAAAUCGAUUGCUGACGAAGAAAACGAAGAGAUUUGA
Xenia sp. Carnegie-2017 is the source of this 2007-nucleotide messenger RNA. RefSeq lists its product as uncharacterized. The coding region runs from base 1 to 2007 and encodes 668 amino acids. NCBI's taxonomy places the organism in Eukaryota, Metazoa, Cnidaria, Anthozoa, Malacalcyonacea, Xeniidae. The transcript has 3 exons. The record is from RefSeq and is a predicted model, not a curated record.